GGAGCAACCUCUGUGAUCUGUGCAGCCAAUUGACUGACGUAAGGCGGUAAGACGUUCGCUGUCAAAACAUUGCUUAAUGGAGAGUGGUUUUUUCGCAAAAAAAACACAUAAACAAUGAUUGAGGUGUCUGCAAAACUAGUCAGAGGCCAUGUGUUCCUAUCGGGGGAGGUCGUAGAGUGCAUUAUAUCGUUCAACCACCCUGUUGCUACAGCCCACAAGGUGUCUCAAAGCCAUGCGGAUGUGUUCGAAGGCUUGGCGUGGGCCUCCGCCCAGAUCCACUGUCAGUGUUUUACCGACGCGCGACUCCCCAAAGCGAGCAACAGCGAAAACGUCGGUCACCUCACAAUGGCCAAUACAGCCUUGGGGUCUGCCACUGGGGAUAACGCAAAAGUGGAGUUUGCGACCAAGCCUAAAAUAAUCUUCUGUGACUUGCGACUGUCGCCUGGACAAGUGAGGCAUUUCAUCUACCGGGAAAAAAUCCCCACAGAUUCUCCGCCCUCGUAUCGCGGGCAGCUGGUUAAGUACUCCUAUAAAAUCACCAUUGGGACGCAGCGAGUGAACAGCCCAGUUAAGUUGAUGCGAGUGCCCAUCAGGGUGCUGCCUCUGGCAGAGGCAGUGCUGAACGAAGCGGGCGCCUUUUGCAAUGAAACUACCGAGGAACUGACACCGACUAACCCAUUCUUGGAGAUCAGGCAAAAGGAGAAGCCCAUUGACUUGGCUUUGGAAAGCCUCCAGAACAUCACUGCCAGACGCAACUCGAACUUUUACAUGAUUUCGAACAUGUGGGGCAAGGUGGCGCGCUUUUGCUUGUUCAAGCCGGCUUAUAAGCUAGGGGAGGAUAUUAUAGGUACUUUCGAUUUUACCGUGGCCACCGUUCAAUGCAUGCAAGUGUCCGUGUCGUUGCAAUGCGAGGAGGAAACCGCAAUGGACCCGACCAAACAAACACGCAUUAUCACUUACAGCAAGCACCAUGAGGUGUGUUUGGGAUACAAAUACACCCAGCUGAUCCUGCCCAUUCCCCUACAUGUCACGCCGGCCUUUGCCACUGAUUUGGUCUGUUUAAAGUGGCGGCUGCAUUUUGAGUUCGUCACCAGUCUGCAUAAGGGCCUGAAUCCCCCCGGUGCGGACGCAACCAGCUGGCAGGCGCCUCCAGAAGUGCCCAUUGAGACGAUGGUGUGGAGCCUGCCCAUCCGGUUGUACUCGACCACGCCCAAUCACGUCACCCAGGGCGUCCAAGGGGUGGCUGUUCACAAACUGGUCAUUCGAUGAUGGAUAUGAAAUUUUUUUUGUUGAUUUUUUAAAUUUUUAUAAUAAAUACUUCACGCAG
Molecule: messenger RNA, 1327 nt
Organism: Dendroctonus ponderosae (mountain pine beetle)
Lineage: Eukaryota; Metazoa; Arthropoda; Insecta; Coleoptera; Curculionidae
Product: RAB6A-GEF complex partner protein 2
Exons: 6
Coding region: 115-1269 (384 amino acids)
Biological process (GO): retrograde transport, endosome to Golgi
Cellular component (GO): Golgi membrane; Ric1-Rgp1 guanyl-nucleotide exchange factor complex
Source: RefSeq, a predicted model, not a curated record